This is a messenger RNA of Caenorhabditis sp. 36 PRJEB53466, 1224 nucleotides long. The record is from the annotation of a GenBank genome assembly. NCBI's taxonomy places the organism in Eukaryota, Metazoa, Nematoda, Chromadorea, Rhabditida, Rhabditidae.
AUGGCGGAAGCGGAUGCAUCCGCCACACACCCGGACCAUGGGCAAGCUAAUCCACCCGCCAUAUCGACCUCAGACGGCGGAAAACUGAUCGAUCCUAUCGACAAAUACACGGCUCUUGCCGUUCGGGUAAGUAUCUGCAUUGUUUCAAUAAUCAGCCAACGCGUUUCUCUUCAGGGAACGAUCGUCGGAGUCGGUCUCGCUGGAGUUAUUAUUUACUUGAGAAACUCGAGAUUGGUAAAAAAAAAUUUGUAGACUUAUUCAUAAAAUCAACGAAUUUUUACAGUUCCACAAAUUCCAACAUGUAAAUCAGAUCCCAAAGGAUUUCAUUCGCAAAGAACUGGAACUGAAGGGGCGUGUCCGCGAAGUGCUCCCUUCCGGAGAAUUGCGUGUUGAACAUGAGCCCCUCAUGAAGAUUCCGUUUCUUCCAAAACGAAAGAACUCCAAUCCAGGUCUGCUGAAUCUCCGGCUGGCCGGAGUGGAGCUCUCCCAGUCGGGACAACAGUUCCUGGCAAAGGAUUUGAGGCUCACCAACAAGCCAGUCACUUUUACCGUAAUAAAGGUAAAUUUUGGUUGUUUCUCUAAAUGUUUUCAUGCGGAACUGUUUUCAGAAUGUCGACGGAGCUCCUGACGUCGUCGAUGCUGAUGUUACCGUCAAAAGAACGGCAUUCGGCCGUACCAAUCUGAAUACGGAAGUUGUUCGACGUGGAUACGCACGCGUGCCAGCUCCCGAUCAAACGAAGCAUCUGAAGGCGUUACAGUCGGUGCCUGCUUACUCCAGACUCAUUAGCCGCCUGCUAAUGAGUGAGAAAGUGAGUGAUUUUUCAGCACAAUAAAUAAUUGUCAAUUUAUUCACACUUCUAAGAUUGCCGAUCGUCGCGGAGUUGGUGUCUGGGAGCGUGACACAUGGGUUGAAUCUGUGCAGUCUUACCCAUCGCAAGUCUCUGGAAUUAUCCGUUCGGCCGCCAUCACCAAGGCUGUGGUAUGUUUUUUCUUUGUAACGUUAUUUUCUAUCCUAAUUUCUCUAAUUUACUUAUUCUGUUACAGGUUCUUCUAUACACGGUGACGAAAGACGUCAUUCUGUACGGUGUGAAGCUGACCCAGGAGACGUACUACAUUAUUCUGGCGGUUGUUGCACAUCUACAGAACGGCUACCGACGAUUUGCGACAGGAGUAGACCGUCUGACGGACAAGUACAACAAAGUGCGUCAAAGGAUUGGCAAGUGA